Messenger RNA from Eublepharis macularius, 4691 nucleotides. It is a transcript of the gene SCAMP5, whose product is annotated as secretory carrier membrane protein 5. The record is from RefSeq and is a predicted model, not a curated record. The transcript has 7 exons. Gene Ontology annotation, cellular component: trans-Golgi network membrane; recycling endosome membrane. Bases 130 to 837 code for a protein of 235 amino acids. NCBI's taxonomy places the organism in Eukaryota, Metazoa, Chordata, Lepidosauria, Squamata, Eublepharidae. Gene Ontology annotation, biological process: protein transport.
CGCCGGUGGGCGCUGCGGGACGGAUCCGGGGACGGGGUUGCGGGGCCCGCGGAUCGGGGCUGCGGAGCGCUUUGGUGGUGCUGUGAAGGGUUCUUCUGUCAGGCUGUGGCAUAAAAAGCAAGAGCCGCCAUGGGAGAAAAAGUGAACAAUUUCCCUCCUCUGCCUGGAUUCAUCCCCUUAAAGCCAUGUUUCUACCAGGAUUUUGAUGGGGAAAUCCCUCCCCAGCAUCGAACCAUGGUCAAACGUCUUUACUACCUCUGGAUGCUGAACAGCAUCACCUUGGCAGUGAAUCUGAUUGGCUGCCUGGCAUGGAUGAUUGGCGGCGGCGGAGCGGUUAACUUUGGACUGGCUAUUCUCUGGCUCAUUCUCUUUACGCCCUGCUCUUAUGUCUGCUGGUUCAGACCCAUUUACAAAGCCUUCAAGACAGACAGUUCCUUCAGCUUCAUGGCUUUCUUCUUCACUUUCAUGGCUCAACUGGUGAUCAGCAUUAUCCAAGCGGUAGGGAUCCCUGGCUGGGGGGUCUGUGGCUGGAUCGCAGCCAUCUCUUUCUUCGGCAGCAACGUGGGCUCCGCGGUUGUGAUGCUUAUCCCCACCAUCUUGUUCACAGCCAUGUCGGUUUUCUCCUUCAUUGCCCUCAGCAUGGUGCAUAAAUUUUACCGGGGAAGUGGCGGCAGCUUCAGCAAGGCUCAAGAAGAGUGGACAACGGGCGCUUGGAAGAAUCCCCACGUACAGCAGGCUGCACAGAAUGUGGCCGUCGGCGCGGCCCAGGGAGCCAUGAUGCAGCACGAGACGCAGUAUUCGGCCACACCCAACUAUAACUACCCCAACGAGAUGUGAAGGGAGAGUUAUGGCUUGAGGUGGGCGGGAGGAACUGGAGCAGGGCUUGUUGUGUGACUGAAUGUGUGUGUAUGAGAGAGUGUGGAUUCCGCUGUGUUGGGGUGGGGAGGGCAGAGCCAGAUGUAUAAUAACUUUCCUGACGGAGGAGGCGUGUCAGAUAUUUAUUCUCCCUCCUCCUUUUGACUUUGGAACGGGAUCCUUUUUCGGGGUUCGCAUCCUUGGAGAUGAUAUAUAUUUUCUCCCUUUUCCGUUUGAAGAAGCCGUGAGUUUGAGCUGCAGGACAAUGGUGUUUGUGCUGUAGUAAUCGUGUGUGCGUGCGCUGAACUGUUUUUUCCCCUCUGUGAAAUUGUGUGCAGUGGUGGUUUUUUUAAAAUUACUGUGGUGGUAGGUGGUACUCAUAGCUACGUUGGGCAGGGAGGGCGGGGAAACUGAGCAGCCCCCAAAUGGCUAGCAAAAACGAAAACCACGUUGGCUGCCCUUUUGGUGAGAUUUUGGCUUCAUUCAUCCUGUCCCAGGAGGUUGCAAUGCCUAAGAUAUUUUGGAUGGCUGCCUUAUUAGCACUUAAUUCCUGCUCUUCCUCUAGCCAAGGGCGCCCAACGCUCCCCCACCUGCCAUCCUCAUGUCGGAGUCCACAGAGCAUCUUAACCACAUGCUUGUGAGCAAAAUAAUAUUUUUUCCUUCUAGCGUCCUUACUAGGAAGAUGAUAAUUGUGUGUGACUUUCAAAGAGAUGAUUCAUCUGGCAUUAUUGUGGAGACCUCUGCUAUGCAGUGUGAAAUUCAUCAUAUUACAACCAAGUCUUCCUCCCAUCCAAAACAACCACUUUUAAAUUUCCCAGCUGACGUUGUGGGUUCUCUUCAUUGGAUCCCUUGCAUCUUGACAGGUUGGUGCUGCGCAGGGGAAAGAGUAUAUAAAAUCCAGCUGAGUGUAGAGUGUAGCUUUAAAAGGAGUGCUUUAGCAAUUGUGUAGUUUUCUAUUCACCUGGGUGAGCUGCAGUUGCUCCUAGGUGAUCAGUUGAACCAUGCAUAGACCUAUCUGCCCACCAAGGACAUCAUAUCUGCUGGAUGGAGGAAGCUGCAGAACUCUGAGACCCUUCUGGCAUCCAUACGCUUUUUGUGUGGCAGAAGAGUCUCCUAGGCUGGCACUUAAACAGAGGCAGGUUGGCCGGCUGGAAAUCUAAGGCAGGCAGCUUUUCUACCUUAUGCUGUUGCGUGGAGCAACUCUGUGAGUUUCUGAACUGGGUGGUGCCUCAAAAAAGGCUCUUAUCCUUGUAGUAUUUGGGGGGGAUAGCGAAGGCAGAAAACACUAAGGCUGCUUCCUGCAUUAUGAGAGGAAUGCGAAACCCACAUCUGGGUUGAUGGCCCAGAGCGAAAGCAACUUCUGAACUGCAAGUUUUCCACCUGCACGUGUUGUAAUGUGGGAAAUCAUCCCCUCAAACCACUGAUGGCGUUUUCUUAAUCCCUAUUAACUCUGCUGUUUUUAAAAUCCAUGCUUUUUCUGCAUCAGCACCAACAGAUCUGUGUCGCGCGAUCCUCCCAGUAUUUAAAAAAAUUCUCAUAGAAGUCAUAUGAGUUGCACAGGAUUGGGUGCAAGGGAAGAGACAGGGUCUAAUGCUUUUCCCCUUCUGGUUUUGUUGGCUGUUAUUAGCUCUGAAAACAAAACAAAAAAAGGUUGUCCAUCUUUCUAUUGAGGAUAAUAACAGCAUUAGAAAUGGGGAGGACAGUUUUGACUGGCAAAACCACGUGGGAAAGGAAGAGUUAGAUCGCUUUUGCUGACCCAAACCAGGGCCCCACAAAGCUUUUUUAAAAAUGAAGCGAAGAUAGGAUUUAUUUCUUGUUGUAUAAAGAAAAAAACAACUUGAAUCCCUUGAUGUUCAGGUUGCUGGGAAGCGUUUCUGUACUGAGAGGGGAAACUUAUCUUUGCUUGAAUGGUUUCGAUCUUCUCCUCUCCUUUAUUCUGUUGCUUUCUUCCACCUUCUCUGUUCUUUUACACACCUAACUAAAAACCCUUUAAGAUCCCACCUUUAGAAUUUAAUGUCGCUCUCUGGUCAAGAAAGAGCGCUCGUUCACUUUAACUUUUGUAUGUAUCACAAAGCAACCGUCUCAUUGUUUUGGCAGUACUCGUGUGUGUUCAUGCGUGCCCUCUAGUUACCCUGGAGGAACUACUUAAUCGAAUAAUCUAAUUAAGCUUCAUAAUCCUGUGAGGAUCAGACUAUCCCAUAGAUGGGUGCUUUCUGACUUCAUUCAGCUAUGCAGUGUUCUACUCUUACCUUCUAGCUCUCUCCCCCACUCCUCAAGUGCGGUUAUUAUUUUUAACCUAUUCACAUUUCCUCCCAUUGUUUGGGAACUGAGAAAUGGCAUUACCUAUCUGAGACAUGAAAGCUUGUGGCAGGAAAUCUAAAACUUAUUAUUUUAAGCAUCCAUCCAUCUCCUUGUUUCAGUGUUUGAGCCUAAUGUGUAGAAUUCUGUGAGAUUCACAUUUUUUAACAGAAAAGUGCUUCCUACUCAGAGAUAGAUGCUGCCAAUUCAAGCCCUGUUCACACGUUACAGGAAACACACAUGCAUCCUUCAUGUACAUGCGUACAUCUGUUUAUUAGAAAGAGCCAACAACUGCUCAACAUAAAACCAGGACGCAGUCCCUGGAUAAACGUGGGAUUUGUAUAACACAUUCAGCUAUACGUGCGUUGAAUAUAUCACAAGAAUUACUAAAUGCACGUUUAAAAAAAUCAAGUGUACACUGUGAACUUGCAAACAGGGCUUCUGUUUUGAGCAGGUGGAGUUUAAACUUUGACUUGACUCAGUUUCCCUGUUUGAACUGUCUGGAAUCCAUGCAGUCUGAUUCCAUCUACUUCCACACCGAGGUUUUUGUCUGCUUUGGCUACCAGUGCUUUUUAAAAAGCAUCCACAUGUUGUCAUGGCCCAAUCAUAGGGGGAUUUUUCAUGGUAUCCCUGAUUGUCUGCUAUUUCACAUGCCACCAGAGAGCUUUUAAUCUGUAGUAGCUAUAUAGCACUAUUGGGUCGUAACGCUAUAGUGACAAUUGAUUUAGAAUGUCAGCAAAAGCUUGCCCAGUGUGUGAUGGCAGGUGCAAGAGGGGAAAAAGGGGGAAAGGUGUUAACUUGGGAAGUUAAAAAUUCACACUUUCCCAUCCUCUCAGUGGGAAAACCCACUCCGAGUACAAUCUUUCUGGAAUGAUCAGACCCAGGCAGGUUUGGGGGAACUACGGAAAGAUACAGGAGAACCACUGUAAAACAAUGCAAGAUGGGUGCUCUGGAAAAAUAAAAGCCUCCAGUUGGAGAGCCAGGGUGUAACAAAACAGCUGUGUGGAAGCAGCCUGGAUCCUGAGAUGAUGCUCUGAGAAAGCCCUGAAUCUCAGCCAGGGAAAGGUGGCAACUACAUUGGGGAUGAUGAGCAUGGAUUAGAUUAGCAGGGCUGUUUUCACCAGUGGCUGAGUAGCUUUCAUCGGUUGGCGCCAUAGCUGGAGUAAGUUAAGAAGGUUUGCAAUGACUAACUUUGUAAGAAAGAAAGGUCGGUGACUUUGGAAUGCUUGCACUGAAUCCCUUGGGAUUUGCUCUUCUUUUGGCAUGACAGAGAUCUGCCCUUCGCUCAACUCCACCCUGGCACUGUACAGAAAAGACCUGGUGAUCCUUUUCCGCGUUUCUUGUCCUAGACUCCCAGAGUAGCUGUGGUGCCAUAAGUAAUCAUGUCGGUGUACUUUUAUUGACAACAGAAUUAAAAAACAAAAAACCACGUUCUAUAUAAAAACGGGGGCAGGGAGAGAAAACGGACUUUUAAAAUAUGGGGACCACUUGUGAUUAUCUAGUCAUUCCAUGUUUGUCCCCGAUGAAACUGUGUCAAU